Molecule: messenger RNA, 2246 nt
Organism: Glossina fuscipes
Lineage: Eukaryota; Metazoa; Arthropoda; Insecta; Diptera; Glossinidae
Gene: DPCoAC
Product: mitochondrial coenzyme A transporter SLC25A42
Exons: 8
Coding region: 597-1766 (389 amino acids)
Biological process (GO): transmembrane transport
Cellular component (GO): mitochondrial inner membrane
Source: RefSeq, a predicted model, not a curated record
UUAAGGUCUACAAAAAAAAAGUCCUAUAUGAGCCAAGUUCCCAUGCUCCCAAUUGCUAGUAUGAACAAAUUUUUAUCAUAAAAUAUUAAGAAUAACACUUUUUGCUGAAGGGUUUGCUAUUCAUGAGAAAUCUUGUAUGAAGUGUGCUCCAUAGACCCCUCUGGUUUAAAUUUAGUCUACUCAGGGGCUUUUGUCGAGAAAUUGUAAAAAUUGAAAUUUUUUUCGUAAUAACGACUUUUCAAAAUAAGGUGUUACUGAUCGAAAAAGUGGAUCGAGACAAACCAUUUUCGACAGAGUUCAUUCAAAACAAAAAACUACAAAUGGGCAGACACACGGACGGACAAACAAGCUGAGAAUCAGCGAUUCAGAAUCAUUUUCUGAAUCGAUCGAUGUAAACAAGAUGUGUCUGUCUUAAGCUCUUCUGGGCGUAACACAUGUGCGCCGAAACUUGAUAUACCCUGUACGACCCAUCAAAGAACCCACAAAAUAUAUAUAUAUAUUCGUGAAUAGUUGAAAAUUCCACUUGACUUACUUACGUUAAUGAAAAACUCGCGUUCAUAAAUUUUGAACUAUGUUUUCAUGCAUGGUAUGGGCAUAUGAAUAUGCCUCACGCUUGGCGUGAUUGGAUCCACAACAUUGUGUUCCCAAUGAGCCGACUUUUGGAAAAGCCUAAUGUUGCGAUGCCCAUUAAGACAUCGAAUGGUCAGUUGACGACAACAGCAAUUGCAUCUGCCUCUCCUUUAGCCACAUCCUCAAAUAACUCGACCACCGGUAACAUAACAGAAAUUAAUGAAACCUCAAAACAAGACUAUGAACAGCCUGCUCCUGCAAACACAAAAGCCGCUACAAACUUAGAUGCUGUACUAAUAAGUCUGACUGCGGGCGCGGCCGCUGGAGCUUUAGCUAAAACUACUAUUGCCCCUUUGGAUCGUACGAAAAUUAAUUUUCAGAUUAAUAAAAAUGUACGAUACAGCUUUAGAGCUGCCGUUGAAUUUCUUAAAUACACUUAUACCAAAGAGGGCAUCUUAGCGUUAUGGCGUGGUAAUUCGGCGACCAUGGCGCGUAUAGUGCCUUAUGCUGCCAUACAAUUUACUGCACACGAACAAUGGAGAAAAAUACUUCAUGUGGAUAAAGAUGGUACAGAUACUAAAGUAAAACGUUUCUUAGCCGGCUCAUUGGCCGGCAUAACCUCCCAAUCUUUAACAUAUCCGUUGGAUUUAGCGAGGGCACGUAUGGCCGUUACUGAUAAAUAUACCGGAUAUAAAACCUUACGACAAGUUUUUGUUAAAAUUUGGAUAGAAGAAGGACCGCACACUUUAUACAGAGGGUAUUGGGCUACCGUUCUUGGUGUCAUACCAUAUGCUGGUACAUCAUUUUUCACUUAUGAGACGUUAAAACGCGAGUAUACGGAAAUGACCGGCAACACUAAAUUAAAUACCUUGGUUUCGUUGGGAUUCGGUGCAGCUGCUGGAGCAGUUGGCCAAACAUCCAGUUACCCUCUCGAUAUUGUAAGGAGACGAAUGCAAACAAUGGGUGUAACCAAAGACGGCCAUUCUAAAUAUCCCACCAUUCUUGCCACGCUUACAACAAUUUACAAGGAGGAAGGCAUUAAGAACGGCUUUUAUAAAGGCUUAAGUAUGAACUGGAUCAAGGGCCCGAUUGCAGUGGGCAUUAGUUUCUCUACUUAUGAUUUAAUCAAAGAGUUUUUACGUGAAUUGCUUCACUUAAAGCGCGGUCGAAGCGAUUUAACGGAUUCGCCAAAAUGAGUUUUGUCUGAUUUUUUUUUUCGUAUUUAUAAUAUAGAAAACUAUUGUUUAUACUCUUGUUUUUCCCUUCCAUUAAAGCCAAACUUAUUCUUAGCAGAAAUUUAAAAAAAAAUUAGAAAAUUUUAAUUACAAGUUAUUUUCUUUUUUAAAUUUAGCUAUAUCGAUUAAGAAAUAAAAAAGAAGCUUUUUUAACUUUUUUUUUUCUCGCUUUCCUGGCUGAAAAAGAAUUACCCACAUGUUCGCACAAAGUGACAAUAAUUCAAUAAAACAGAAAAUCAUAUUUUUAUAUUACUAUUUUCAAAAUCUUUGUGAGGUCGUCGGUGUACAUCAUGAAAUCGUCAAUAUUCUCUAUUCCUAUAACUUGACAAACGUAUAUUUGUCUAUGUUGUUGGUAUGGGUUCGUAAAAUGUAACAUAAUAUAAGAAGCCUUUAACUCUAAUAUAUAACUUAAAUGUCUAUUAAAAUUUUAUUAUUGUGAUU